Molecule: messenger RNA, 1257 nt
Organism: Macroventuria anomochaeta
Lineage: Eukaryota; Fungi; Ascomycota; Dothideomycetes; Pleosporales; Didymellaceae
Exons: 2
Coding region: 1-1257 (418 amino acids)
Biological process (GO): endoplasmic reticulum to Golgi vesicle-mediated transport; positive regulation of GTPase activity
Cellular component (GO): endoplasmic reticulum membrane
Molecular function (GO): GTPase activator activity
Source: RefSeq, a predicted model, not a curated record
AUGGCCUCCCGCACCCCAUCACCCUCGGUGAGCUCUGGAAGCAUAUCCUCACGUCACUCAACACCUAUUGAUCUCUCAUUGGCAGAGAAAGCUAAACAAGGUCUGAUUGCUACUGCCUGCGAAGAGGGCGAUCUUGCUGCUCUUGUAGACCUUUCGACAAGCACACAUGGCCUAGUGAGCGAUAACUUGCGGCGCACAGCAUGGCCCAUGUUAUUGGGGUGUGCACAUGCAGCCGCUGAAGGGACACCAUGGAAGGACUUACCUGCACAUCGGGAAGAGGGGCAGGUUGGCCUUGACGUGAACAGAGCCUUUGUAUACUACCCCAAGUAUAGUUCAGAGAAAGAGCUCGACCGCCGGAAACAUGAGCUGUCCAACGUCAUCCUCGAAGUGCUGCGCCGCCAUCCAGCGCUGUCCUACUUUCAAGGCUACCACGACAUUGUUCAGGUCUUCUAUCUGGUCCUAGGUACACACGCUGCACCUCAAGCAACUGCCCGCCUCAGCCUCCUUCGAAUCAGAGACUUCAUGCUCUCUUCUCUCGAACCCGCCAUAGCACAACUCGAGCUGUUGCGCCCGUUGCUUCACCAUGCCGAUCCAGUACUGUACGAACACCUGCCCAAGAGCUCAGCAACAUUCGCGCUGGCCGGAACGAUCACAAUGUUCGCCCACAACAUAGAAGAGUACGAGGACAUCACGAGACUAUUCGACUUUUUCCUAGCGCGUCAUGCUGUCAUGCCGCUAUACUUCUUCGCGGCCGUGGUGCUUUCCAGACGAGAGGAGCUGCUGGAGAUCGACAGGGAGGAUGAGGAUAUACUGCACGUCAUGCUCAGCAAGCUGCCUGAGCCGUUCGACAUUGAGUUUCACAUCGCGCGUUCGAUCGAGCUCUACGAAAGGCUCCCACCAGGUUCUCCAGGCAGCUGGGAGUGGUGGCGUAUAUCAUCUUCCAGCGUGCUCAAGGCUUCAGCUACCUUGGCCGACACACAACGCUUGACGCUGGAGGAUGGCGAGCGGUUGUUCGCUCAGCAAGAGAAUGAGGUCCGCAGACAGCAGUACCAGAAGAAGGUUCUCCAGCAAGCAACUAGGAGCUUUAAGCAUGCACAACUGCGUUUACGGUACUACCGUCGUUAUGGAGCUGUUGGUCUUGCGAUUGUCGUUGGCGCAUAUGCCUUCUGGCUUGGCAAGAGCGGAGGUCUGGAUGCUACGAGAUAUCCCUUCUUUGGUUACUUAGGUAAUAUCGCACAAUGGUUGCUCGGUACGUGA